CAUCCCGAAGUCACCGCGCUGAGCUCCAAAGAAUCUAGCAGCUAGGAGCAGGCCGUGUAUACGCCAUCCACCACGGCAACAUGUGCUCCGGCUCCUGGUCCUGGAGCAGCAGCAAGAAGCGCCCGUCUCUUGUUGUCGUCAACCUCAAGCGGCAGCAGCUGCAGAAGACGCCGCCGCCGACGCCGCCUCGUGCCUCAGUUGCUAUCAGGAGGAAGAGGCUGAGGCUGAGGAGGUUGAGAGCCGGAGCAGAGGCCAUGGAGAUGGUGAACCUGAAGCUCUACCUGGAGAACCGGUGCAUCAUCGCGGAGAACGAGAGGCUGCGGGAGAGGGCCAGCGCGCUCCGCCGCGAGAACCUCGCGCUGCUCCAGGACCUGUCCAAGACGCCGGCCGUGCCAGAGGCAGGAGCGGGAGCUGGAGCUGCGUGAGAUUGCUUCCUCUUGCUGCCUGCUGAGCAUGGAGUAGCUAGCUUAGCUUGCGUUCCCUCGCUGGCGCUUGUGCUAGUUGCGUGGGCAGGACAGCGGACUCCUAGGUAUCUAUCUGCUUGGCUGCUCCGCCAUGUCUGUGCUCUGCUGUCUGCUCAUACAUCACCAGGCUCCUGGAGCUCUCUUGGGUGCUCUGUGCCAUGGUGUUUGUACAUUAUAUAUAAGUGCGCGGAUUAACUAGA
Molecule: messenger RNA, 664 nt
Organism: Zea mays
Lineage: Eukaryota; Viridiplantae; Streptophyta; Magnoliopsida; Poales; Poaceae
Exons: 2
Coding region: 81-425 (114 amino acids)
Source: RefSeq, marked validated